Diversispora eburnea is the source of this 984-nucleotide messenger RNA. The record is from the annotation of a GenBank genome assembly. Lineage: Eukaryota; Fungi; Glomeromycota; Glomeromycetes; Diversisporales; Diversisporaceae.
AUGGCAAAAAAAGAAAAGGUUCAAGGUUUAUUUGCGGUAAAUAAGCCGAAAGGUUUAACAGUUCACCAAGUACUUGAAUUUAUAAAUCAAACUUUUCGUAGACAUGCUGAGGCAACAAGAUUUGAAAUGACAAGAAGACAGGUGGUUGAAUUGGGUACUUGUAUGUCUCUCACAACAAAAAGUUGGGCAACUGGCGUGGUAGUGGUUGGUGUAAAUCAAGGAAAUAGAUUAUUGAAAGAACAGGAAAAGAUGAAUGAAAUAAUUCAUGCAACAGGAAUGUUGGGUUUUUCUACAGAUACUAAAGAUUUUAAAGGUGAUCCAGUAAAACAAAUACCUGCAUCCCAAAUUAGUAAAGAUACUUUAGCAGAACUUCUACCAAAAUUAGUUGGAAAAGUAUAUAAUCGUGAAAUUGUAAUGCCUGCGACACCACCAACACCCGAAAAACCAGCAUGGAUAACACAUUUAAACACUUUUGGAAAGAAAAAAAAGAAAAGAUUAUUACAAGAAUAUACUAGACCUCAACCAGCAGAAAAAGUCAUUGAAUUUACAACUCCCAAGAAAAUUUAUAGAAUGGAAUUAUUAGAUUUUAAAAAAUUACAUACUUCACCUUCAGUACAAAGAAUGAUAAAAUCCUUGGCAAAAACUCCAUUAUCUUCAAAAACUACAUCUAUGCCUGCUGCUUCUCCUUUAACUAAUUUAAUUAAAUCUGUUGAAAGUAAAAAUCCAAUUUUUAAAGUUGAAAUAGAAUGUUCUCCGAGUACAUCAAUAGAAAGAAUUAUUCAUGAUAUCGGAUUUUCAUUAAAUAAUGCUGCUUAUUUACUUGAAUUAGAAAGAGUUAAGCAAGGAGAUUUUAUAUUGCAUGAAGAUACUUUGGAUUGGGAACAAUGUGGAGUAUUUGAUAAUAUUUAUGAUGCUAUGAAUAAUUGGAUUAGGAAAGUCCGAAGACGAGAAUUGGAAAAAGAAUUGGGUGGAAGAAACCUAUAG